Molecule: messenger RNA, 1679 nt
Organism: Diabrotica virgifera virgifera (western corn rootworm)
Lineage: Eukaryota; Metazoa; Arthropoda; Insecta; Coleoptera; Chrysomelidae
Product: zinc finger protein 28-like
Exons: 3
Coding region: 494-1624 (376 amino acids)
Biological process (GO): regulation of transcription by RNA polymerase II
Cellular component (GO): nucleus
Molecular function (GO): zinc ion binding; DNA-binding transcription activator activity, RNA polymerase II-specific; RNA polymerase II cis-regulatory region sequence-specific DNA binding
Source: RefSeq, a predicted model, not a curated record
GCAUGGUGCAUGGUGUUAUGGAAAGCUGCCACAAGGGAAACAGCUCUACAAUUAUUAUAGAAGCCAACAAAAUACAAAGUGAAGGAAAUACCAGCAGUGAGAAGAAUGCCAAGCAGUAUUUAGGACUAAUAGAUAAAAUAAGAAUCAAACUAUCGCAAUAAAAUAUAUGAACAUACAUGACAUGGACACCACAGAUCACUUAACUCUAUUAGGUAGUAGGUGAUCUGUGAUGGACACAGAAUAGGAAACAAUUAUUUCCUAUUCUGUGACAUGGAAUGCAAUUUUUGAUAUUUCGACAGACAACACACAACACAAUCUAUCUCGAAAAAUUGCCUUAAAAGGUCAUCUUUCAUUUCAUGUUCUAAGAUUUUAAAUGAUCAAUCAUCUGAAUACUGUCAAAUUUGGUAAACAUUUCAAAAAAAGAUGUAUUUUUAAAUAAAAUAAUAGAAAUAAGAUUAAAACAACAUAGGAAGAAGUCAAUUCAUAGAGUUUAAUGAUGAAUAACUUAUGUAGAACUUGUCUCAGCACAACCAACCUUUUUCCAUUGAAAAAUGAUGAUACACUUAUAACAAAAAUUGAAGUCAUUUCAUCAAUCAAUAUAUCACUAGAUAGUCCGAAUCAUCCUGCAGUUAUAUGUGCAGCCUGCAUAGAAAAAGUCAAUAAAUUUUAUUGUUUUCGAAAAAUAAUCAUCAAUAGUGACGUUGAACUUAAAGAAAAAUGUGAAGCAAUAACAAAUUCACAAAAUAAAAUUAGUACAAAAAGGACACGAAACAGUGGUAAACCAAGAAAGAGAGUAUUAAAAAGGAAAAAAGUAACAAAUAAAGUUGAAAAUGGAGAUGAAAUCAAAGCAGAACCAGCUGCUGAAGAAGAUAGUGUCUUAGAGAGGUUAUACAUUCACGAAGAUGACAAUGCUGAUCAUGAGCAAACAUUUAAAGAAGAAUUAGAAGCACCUGAUGUCAAUUUCAAUUGCAAGGAGUGUUCAUUAACAUUUGACACUAAAAUAGAGUUAUAUAAACAUAAUAAAAUAUAUCAUAGACAUAAGAAACCAAAACCAUUAAACUGUGUUGAAUGUAAUUUAACAUUUUCCUCCCAAAAUGAACUAGCAAAUCAUAGACGAAAUGUGCAUACAGCUCCUGGAAUUUGUAACAUAUGUGGUGUUGUUCUUAGAGCGGACAACUUGAAGAAACAUGUUCAAAGACAUUCAGAAGAACCCGUUACAUGCAAAAUUUGUAUGAAAGUGUUAAAGAAUUCAGAAUCUUUAAGAGGUCACUUAUUAAUUCACAAAGGUACUUCAUUUGAAUGUGACAAGUGUGAUAAGACAUUCAGACUGAAAUCUGAAUAUCACAGGCAUUUGAAAAAGCAUGCAGAUCCGAAUGUUCGUAAAAAGAUGUGUACUGUAUGUGGAAAAUACGUAAGGGAUCUUCAGAGGCAUCUUUUAACUCAUACAGGUGAACGACCUUUUAUGUGUCCACAUUGCAAUAAAGGUUUAACGACCACUUAUGCUCUUAAACUACAUAUUCGGCAGCAUACCAAUGAAAAACCUUUUAUCUGUGAAUACUGUAGUAAAGGAUUCGCCCAAAAAAUUUCGCUUUUGACACAUCUUAAAUCUAAAGCUCACAGUUAAUGUCUAGUACAAAAAAUGUAAAUCUUUCAAAUUAAAUAAAUAUAUGUAAAACAAU